AUGUAUGGGUCGCAAUCCGGUCACCAAAGUUCGGCUCCUCCACAGCCCGAAUGGCGUCUGCCUUCCAGCACGCAGCAACCAGCUUCAUCUCGCCAUCAUCCUCCGCAACCAUCAUGGCGAGCUUCUUCCCCGCCGCCUCCGCCGCCUCCUCCGCGAACAACAACAACAACAACAUCCUCAUCAUCCCCGUUCAACCCCACCGUCUACGGUCAAAUUUCCAAUCCUACCUCAACGGUCAAUAAUUAUCCGGGUACAAGCGUAUCCCCCGUUUCUGCCGUUGCGGGCUCCGAAACCACUUCAUGGGGAGUGAAGUACAAUAGGCACCAACUUCAUGCGCAGUCGCCCCCACCACUACCCCCGCGGCCUUCAAGCACGGCGCAAUCACCACAGGCGCAGUCUCCAGUUGUGAGCCCGCUAGACCCAAAUAAACCUUUACCAGCUGCCCCAGGCUGGGCGACCCAGUCGGCGGAUAAUACAUCCUACCAGCAGUGGCCGUCGAAUCCUUCAUAUGCUCCCCAGCAAUCUGUCAGCGCUUCGUCGUUACAGCCUCCACCACCGCCUCCGGCUAUAUCCACUGGUUACCAGAGCUCAAGUGCCCAGCAGAGCAACCCAUGGCAGCAGCCACCUGCGGUUCCUCCUCCUCCCUAUUCGGGUGUUCCCCUGGGUCAGUAUCAAGAUUCCUCAGUGCAGCAGCCAGCGACCUUGCCAAGCAACCAACAAAUCACCGGCCACAAUGCGCCUAACCCGGCCAUUCCCCAAGCCCCAAGCCCCAAGCCAAGCACUGGUUUGCAUUAUGAGAGUCAGCCACUACCCGGGCCCCCACAGGCUCCCGUGGCUGCGACUCUGAGUCCAACACAUGGAACACCGCCCGUCGUUCCUCCACCGGUGCCUCCCAAGACCAGCCCCAUCACUGUCCCGACUAGCGCUUCUGUCCUGGCCACUGGCGGUCCUUCGGACUGGGAGCACCUAUCUCCCAUUCCAGGAAGCAUCGAUGAUUUAGGUGCAUUUGGUUCCCGGCCCCAGGAUGGGUCCUCUUCAGAGCCACUGUCGCAGGUGUCUCAGAGUCGCCCUCCAAAUAUCGGAGAGCCUGUAAGAAAGGAUGAAUCCGUGAGCCCCAUUACGCCCCCGAACAAUGCACCCCAAAUGACAAGUCAGACUGAAGGCCCUUUGGCUAGUCAGACCGUGGUAAGGGGUGAUCCACACCAACCAGUCAGGAUGGGUAGUACUGGAUCUGUUUCUAGUGAUAUCUCCACCUCUGAAACCCCUGAGAGCAUUGACGGCAUCAUUGAAGCUUGGAAUCGACCUAUCUCCUCGCAACCAUCAGCUGAGCAGAAUCCUCAGAGCUCAGCGUCUGGGGUCAGGGCAGGGAUCUUGCCUCCUUCGCGGAAGCAGAGCCCCAUUGGGACCCCGACGCCUAGACAGGAAUCGAUAAUUCCUCGAAAGCAAGUUCGGUCUGGGUCGAGCUCAGUGGAGUCGAGCAGCGUCACUAACGGCCCAACUACGGACAAACGGACAAUCCUCCCUGCCUUUGUACCACUUGAUCCGUACGAUGAUUUGGAUCCCUGGUCCAAAUCCUCGUUGGAACGUUACGUUGCAAUGCUACGAAAGGAGGCAGUGGCUGAUUCCGAUGCGGAGCGUUAUAAUAUAUUCACAGCUUUCAUGGCUAAGGAGACCAAAUUACGAGAGAUCCUAUUCAACAUUGAGCCUGAAUCGACGCGUUUGGGUGAGAAUCCUAAAGAGAGUUCGCGGCAACCAACGCCCACUCUACGCGCAUCGACCAGUGUGUCUAAUGAUGACGCGGAUUCCGGUCUGAUCCCAGUCGAAACCGAAGGCGGCCAUGUGGUCUCGACUACUGACGAUGCCGACUCGGAAGAUGGAAGCUACAGUCCUGGAGGGCGUCCCAUUCUUCCCAGAAUACAGACACCUGGCGCAACGAAGUUACAGAGGUCUGCCUCGCAUACAGUGAGCAAUAAAUACAACACUGAUCACGUUGCUCAUGCUACGUCAUCACGGGCGACAUCAGUGCCACCCUCCAUGCUCGGUGAUGCCCGACAGGAACAUGCCUUGCCCCCUCUGACUACCAAUCCUCCACAGCCGAUUUAUAUCCCAUUUCGCUAUACUGAAGGCCCUCAGCGGGGCUCUGAUGUGCUUGUGUUUGAUCGGCCUGCAUAUCAAGCCUAUUCCGACCUGCGGCAGGCGUCAGCUGAGAGUGGGCGGGUAAUGUCAAAUGCUCCAGCACCUGCUCCCGGAGAAAGACCGGAUUCAGCAGUGCCCUCGCGUCGGAAUGAACAUGAUGAAACGUUCAUUGGGCUGAUAAGGGAGAAGAGCGUUGCCUACCGAAAGAGAGCACCCCGGAAAACAUCCUCUCCGCCACCACUGCCGGCUGCUCUCAGACAUGGGAAACCAGCUGGUCCAGUUGACGACUUGCGGUCAAUGGCUUCGUCACCGCUGUCUAAACAAUCAGAAAGCUCGUGGAACAUGACGACUAGGAAGGAUCUGGAGAAUUACUCUAGUGACUUCUCGUACAUCAGGGAGGCGGUAAAGUCUUGGGAAAUUUCCAGCAAAUCGCGCAGAGAGCAACUGGAUAAGGAGCGGAUCCACCGCCAGGAAGUGUCGGAGAAGCGAAUUGAUGCGCUCUUUAAUGGGAAAGAGAUUGGCUAUGCCGAUAUCAACGUGCUGGAGGAGGAGUUCCGUCAGAAAGAGGCUCGCGCCCAGCUAGACGAAGAAAGACAGGAGUUGGACAAGUUUGUCGCCGAAGUGUUCGAACCUUUGGAUCAACGUUUGAAAGAAGAAAUAGCUGCUCUUCAGGCGCUCUACGAAGCCGCGCUUGCUCAACUUGAUCAUGAAAAUGGACGGACCAAGUCUGCGACCACUGAUAGGUACAAUUUGUCGCACACAAUGAGGACGGUGAAUGAGAUUUAUCGCAAACUCGAGCUACGCUACCAGAAACGUCUCGAAAUUGCUUUGGAUAGGGAGCGCCGGCGGAAGAAGGCUGAGAGGCGACCUCUUGUUUUCAUGGGCGACUCCGUAGCCCUGAAAGGCGUGGAUCAAGAAUUCGACCAGAUGGAGAAACGGAACAUCCUCGAGGCGGCUAGAGAGCGAGAUAAUAGAGCUAACCGACUGAUGGACUCGUUUGAUGAUGCCAUCAUGCACGGGUUGGGUGAAAACCAGAGCCUCCUUGACGAAGUUGCCGCGAAGGUGGCCAAAGUCGAUACCGCGACCAUUCGCUCGUCUGGGCUGCCAGAGUCCGAGGUGGAACAGUUGCUGAAAUCAGUAUAUAACCUGAUCGAGUCUUUGCGUAAAGACUCUGAGUCCAUCUUGCACAAUUUCAAUAUGGCUGAUUCGGUACUCAAUGAUGCUGAUUACAGUGUUUCUGUGGCCGAGGCGCGUUAUUCAGACGCCGAUGCCGAUGUUUUCCGCCGACUCGAUGAUGAAAAGAGGAAGGAAGACACGAAAAUCCAAACGGAUCUGAAGACCAAACUCGAGAGUAUCAGGUCUGGUCCUGCAAAUAUAGUUACUAGCAUAAACGGCCUUCUGGAGUCUCUAGGCAAGCCUCCUAUCAUUGAUCAAACUGGUCCUUCAUCACAGAUGCCAGCCGAUACACCUGCCUCAGUAUCGCAGCAUCUCCCUGCUGAAAUUGCACCACAAAAACCCCAGGAAGAUCCAGAGCAUCAGGAAAGGCUCCGGAAAGCAUUGGAGAAUGCGAAAAGGAGAAACGCAGCGCGGGUGAACACUGAAAUAAGCCGCCCUUGA
Molecule: messenger RNA, 3753 nt
Organism: Aspergillus welwitschiae
Lineage: Eukaryota; Fungi; Ascomycota; Eurotiomycetes; Eurotiales; Aspergillaceae
Exons: 2
Coding region: 1-3753 (1250 amino acids)
Source: RefSeq, a predicted model, not a curated record